AUGGCCAACAACAACGGCAAUUCCGGCAAUGACCCUCUCUCGGACGCAGAGCCUAAGGACCAGCCAGCGCCUCAGGACCAGUCAACUAAAGGCCAGUGCAUCAUCUCUGGCCAGAACACCAUGCGAAAGUGCAACAUGUGCUCCAUAUCUUUCAUCUGCACCUCCACUUGUCAGUAUGGUCCCGUAAUUGAUGGUUUGUGGGCGCAGCAUUUUAAGCGUUGUGUGGACCAGCCAUCCCGAACCACCGCCAACAUUCUCCUCAAGAGCAUCAUCAUCAACCAGGUUCCCACUGACCAGAAGACCCUGACCGACUAUCGCUUCGAUGCCUGUAUCAAUAAUUACAGCAAGAGACAGCUCGUUGCUGCCUACAAGAGUGUGAUGCUCUACCAUAACAUCAGCACACGCGAGCUGGACAUUUGGAUGAAGGAGAACGUCCCCUUCGAGCGCAUGAGCACCCUGUUCUAUGUCUACCCUGGGAUACUCCUUACCCACGAGCUCAAGUGGUUUUGCAAUUGUGCGAUCUCAGAGAAGGACGACCUGAGCGGCAGGGUCCGACGCUUGCUCCUGCAUACCAUUGUGUUACGGUCAGCUAUCCGACAGUCGUAG
This is a messenger RNA of Colletotrichum aenigma, 606 nucleotides long. RefSeq lists its product as uncharacterized. Lineage: Eukaryota; Fungi; Ascomycota; Sordariomycetes; Glomerellales; Glomerellaceae. The transcript has 2 exons. The record is from RefSeq and is a predicted model, not a curated record. Bases 1 to 606 code for a protein of 201 amino acids.